CUCGCGGCUAGUAUAGUCUUGUUCUCCUCUCUAUAGUGAACAGCUUGGUGUUCGGACGAGGAAGGAGCAGACGUUGGACGGGGGUGUGUGUCCAGCAGGGGGUUGUCAGUCUUGGGGGUCUGGCCGUGCGUCCCCCUGGGGAUCUCCCUGGACCCGCUGACCUGCCCGUAAUCCCUUCUGGAGCUGGGGAGCUGUCCUGGCUCGGCCACCUUGACCCUGCCCCUCUGCUCUGAAUUUUGUGGAGUCUCUGGGAGAAUGCUGGUAAUCCCCAGGAAGAGACAUGGAGGGUUUGGGUGAAGUUGCUUUACCCAAAUGGUGCAAAGGCUAUGGUUAUGGUGGACCAGAACCACGAACUCUGGAACAGAGUUUUUCUUUACAGCAGCCUUGUAAAAUGUGCGUGGGCUACUCUGAGCCCUUGGGCAAGUCACCAGUUUCUUCGUUUGUAACAAGUGAUUUAUGGAGAGCAUCUGGUACAUGUUCUGGCAUCAAGGGAGUCUGCCCUUUUCCAAAAGGGGUAUCUUGAGGAGGAGAAUAUGGCUGCUCUUCUCCAGGCAGCAAAGUCCCAGGUGUUUCAGGGCUUGUCCUUCAAGGACGUGGCUGUGAACUUCACCGAGGAAGAAUGGAGAGAACUGGACCCCACUCAGAGAGACUUGUACAAGGAUGUAAUGCUUGAGAACUACAAGAACCUGGUCUCCUUGGGAUUUCCAUUUUCUAAGCCUGAUAUCAUCUCCCAGUUGGAACAAGCAGAAAACCCGUGGAUGCAGGAGAGAGAAGUGCCCAGACGCAGCUGCAUAUAUUUGGAGACCAGAAAGUCAAACCCAAAGGAGUUAUUUUCUGGAAAAGAAUCAUACCAGGGGAUAAAUAUGGAGAAAAGCACAGGGGCUGAUAUUCCUUCCAGUUUGAAGGAAGCCUGGGGAUAUGCAGAGAUCAAAGAGGAUGCUCAAGAUAGACUCUGGAAAGAAGCAACAGUUCUCUUCAAGAAAAGAACUUCUAUGGCCAAUAGUAACCCCAAAUGUAUUGGAUCUGGCAGACAUGUUAAUCUGAAGUCAGACUUUGUUGUACAAUCAAGACACCCAGAAGACGAGAGACUUUAUACAUCUGAUGCUCAGGGAAAGAGCUUUAAACAGAAUUCAAAAUUAGUAAGACAUCAGAAAAAGAGCAUAAAUGAGAAGGCUCUUCAGGGUAAUAUACGUAGUAAAAUACUCAGUGAUCAUUCAGUUUAUGUUCAACAUUGUAUAGUUCAUAAUGGAGAAAAAAAUAUGGAAUGUAAUCAGAAUGGGAAGACCUUUGGUUAUGGUAUACACCGCACGGAACAACAGAAAACUAAUACUGGAGAGAAGUCUUACAAAGAUAGGAAAGUCUACACCUGGAACUCACACCUUGCCAAACAUCAUCAGAGCGUUCAUGGUGGGAAGAUAUAUGAAAGAGCCUUAAUUCAGAAUGCACUAUUUAUUCCACAUCAGAGAUCCGAACAUGGAGAGAAUCCUUAUGAGUGUAGUGAAUGUGGAAAAACUUUUGGUAAUUACUCAGCUCUUACAGUACAUCAGAGAAUUCACACUGGAGAGAAACCCUAUGCAUGCAAGGAAUGUGGGAAAGCCUUUAAUCAUAACAUCUCUCUUAUUCAACACCAGAGAAUCCAUACUGGAGAGAAACCCCGUGAAUGUAGUCAAUGUGGGAAGGCUUUUAGUCAGAUAAGGCACUUUAUUCACCAUCAGCGAAUUCAUACUGGUGAGAAACCUUACGAAUGUAAUGAAUGCGGUAAAGCCUUCAGUCACAACUCAUCCCGUAUUGAACAUCAGUUUAUUCAUACCGGAGAGAAGCCCUACAAAUGCAGCGAAUGUGGGAAAGCCUUUAGUCACAACUCUUCCCUAAUUGUCCAUCAGUUUAUUCACACUGGAGAGAAACCCUAUGAAUGUAGCGAGUGUGGCAAGGUCUUUAGUCAGAGCUCACACCUCUAUCAACAUCAGAGAACUCACACUGGAGAGAAACCACACGCCUGUAAGGACUGCGGGAAAGCCUUCAGUGAUCGAUCAGCCCUUAUUCGACACCAGAGAACUCAUACUGGAGAAAAACCCUACAAGUGCAGAGAAUGCGGUAAAGCUUUCAGCCAGAGCUCAACGCUCAUAAAACACACAAAAACCCACACUGGAGAGAAACCAUAUGCCUGUAAAGACUGUGGGAGAGCCUUCAGCCAGAGUUCAUCCCUGACACAACAUCAGAAGAUUCACACCGGAGAAAAGCCAUUCAAUUGUUACGAGUGUGGGAAAGCCUUCAGCAGGAGUGCCCAUCUUAUUCAGCACCAGAGGAUUCACACCGGAGAGAAACCCUGUGGGUGUAAUGAAUGUGGCAGAGCUUUUAGGUGUAGUUCAGCCCUCAUUAGGCAUCAGAGGCUUCACAGAGAAUCACUCUGAAUGUGUGGUCAUUCCGACUCUCACUUUGUUAAAUACCAAAGAAUUCUACUUUCAUGAGUUACUAUAAUUGUGAUCCCCUCCCCCUGCCUUUUUUUGAGGGCUGAGAAUCCUUGCCUCCCAUUUUCUCCUGCGAAGAAUUAGCUGCCAGCAUACCACAAAUCCACGUGAAAAAGUACUGAUCUGGAAGCUGGAAUAGCCUGAGAGCAACCAUCGGUCUUUCUGCGUGUAUAUUUUUAUCGUGCCUGAAGAUGACUGAUGUCACCAUGAAGUGAUUUUUUCCCCUAACCCCAGGAUUGGGCUAUUCCAACGUGCAAAGGAAUUCUGGUUGUUUAAACUUGAGCUCAUUGCCCCUCCUUGUACUGAUCGGAAUACCGCCCAUGUCCAAGUCAAAUAGACUCAUGGUCGGUCGUAUAUUUGAAAACUGCCUUUCUAGAAAUCUUUGCCUUAAUGUAAAUCAUUCCUACUCCUAGAAGUACUGUCCUCACUAAAAGGGCUACUUUGAACUCUCCCUUCUCACUGACUUCCCUGUCCUUCUCUUCUGUUUAAAGUGUUAGCUACAGCUUGAAGUUCAACAGGGCUUGAGUUUCAGAGCUGAAAAGCACAACUGAAGAUAGAGGGGAAAAAGAAUUUUUGUUCUGAAAAUUGUAAGACAAAGUACUCUGAAGAAAUGGUGAUAUCUGGAAAUAAUUUUUGAAAUAUAUGAAAUUCUUAGUAACUUUUAGAAAUUGGAGGCAAGGAAAAAAAGAGUCCUCCAAGGAAGGGUCUUGUUAUUAGAAUCAGAGCUUUUCAAAUAAUGGUAGUUAACAUGUUAGGUAUAGCAAGGUCCUUUCAAAAAACUUUUCUUUCCUGGAGCCAGUUAGUUUGGGUUGUGGAGAAACAUUUGACCUUCCUUCCUUUAGCAGCCUCAUCUAUGAUAACCUCAUUUAGAAUGAAUUUAUAUGGUUAAAACUAAUUUAUGUGUUAAAACUGCUUGUGAUUGACUGACUUGUGUUGAGUGGAGGGAAGAUUAACAUACAUGUUUCAUCUCAAAUUCCUCCAAGAAGGUUAGUUUUCAGUAUUGUGAUGAGCUCAUUGUAUGAUGACCCCAGGCUUGAUUUGAGGAUUGCAGGAAGAGAACUUUGUUGAUUAAAGCAGGGCUUUCUGCUUUUUCUGAGGA
Neogale vison (American mink) is the source of this 3567-nucleotide messenger RNA. Its product is annotated as zinc finger protein 260-like. The transcript is spliced from 7 exons. Gene Ontology annotation, biological process: regulation of DNA-templated transcription. The coding region runs from base 534 to 2411 and encodes 625 amino acids. The record is from RefSeq and is a predicted model, not a curated record. NCBI's taxonomy places the organism in Eukaryota, Metazoa, Chordata, Mammalia, Carnivora, Mustelidae.